AAACGAAAGUUGUUAUGAAGUUAUGAUUGCAGUAAAUAUGCAGCUUUGGUUUUUGCUGAUAUCACCUCGAAUACGUCACCAGCAGCACAGACAACAUUGAUUAUUUCACCCGCGUACGUACACUGGUUGCUCGAUCGAUCUCGCGCCAAUCGAUCGAUCCACACAAGCAAAGCAAGCAUGGCGCCUCCGGCUCCGGCGGCGGCCGCCGGCCAGAUGGCCCUCAAGGCCAAGCGCUUCGUCCUGGGGGCUCUCGCGGCGACGCUCGCCGUGGCGGUCGUCGUCACCGUAUCCUCCGUCGUCCUGCGCCCGGCGCGCCUCCAGCUCCGCGUCACGCGCGCGCGCUACAGCCGCGGCAAGUCGUCGUCGUCGUCCCAGGACGGCGGCGGCGUCGUGGAGCUCCUCCUCACCCUCGCCGCCAACAACACCAGCGAGCGCGCGGCGGUCAGGUACGAGAGCAUGUUCGUCGACCUCACCAACAGCACGGCGGUCGUCCGAGCCGAGUCCAUGGCCUUCGUCACGGCCAACCUGACGACGACCCUGCCGCUGUGCCAGCGCCGCCGCAGCGUCGCCGACUUCUCCGCGACGCUGCUGCUGGUGCCGGGGAUCUGGACGGACUCCUCCGGCGACCUGACGACCAACAGGUUCGCCGUGGUCGUCACCGCCACGGCGCGGUUCAAGGUUGGCAUCGCACGGACGCGGCUGUUCGACAUCAAGCUGGCCUGCCGGCCCGUCCGCUUCGUCCUCGUCGACGAAGCUGCUGCUAAACAGAGUGGUGGUGCCCCCGAUGGCCCCCCGCCGCCGGUCGAUUGCGUGCCUAUUUAAUAUAAUCGGCAUGCUACGCCGAUGAUCGCGGCAAGAUUAGAGACAAUAAUUCGGGCCGCCACGCGUGUGUGUGUGUGUUUACUGUUUUGAACAUUGAUGAAUUCUUCUUUUCUGUACGUUGAACUUCGUAGCCAGUGUGGCUUGGAUUUGGCAACGCAGGGUGAAGAUGUGGGAUUAAGAGCAACUCCAGCUCAGGCUUUUA
Molecule: messenger RNA, 1024 nt
Organism: Panicum virgatum (switchgrass)
Lineage: Eukaryota; Viridiplantae; Streptophyta; Magnoliopsida; Poales; Poaceae
Exons: 1
Coding region: 178-822 (214 amino acids)
Source: RefSeq, a predicted model, not a curated record